Molecule: messenger RNA, 1077 nt
Organism: Anopheles coustani
Lineage: Eukaryota; Metazoa; Arthropoda; Insecta; Diptera; Culicidae
Product: transcription initiation factor TFIID subunit 8-like
Exons: 3
Coding region: 33-1016 (327 amino acids)
Biological process (GO): transcription initiation at RNA polymerase II promoter
Cellular component (GO): transcription factor TFIID complex
Molecular function (GO): protein heterodimerization activity
Source: RefSeq, a predicted model, not a curated record
UUUGCAGAUUAAAAUAAAGUUCCGUGAGAAAUAUGUCCGAAUUAAAUGCCACGCAAAUGGCUCGUCGGCGGUUCCUAACGAUGGCAAUAUCUUCUCAGCUGGAAGAAGCUGGAUUCACAACUGCGGAGAAGGAUGCAUUGGAAACAUUGACAGAAAUGAUGCAGAGUUUUUUGGUUGAACUGGGUCACUCGGCACGAAACUAUUGUGAACUCGCGGGACGCACGCAGCCGGUGAUCGGAGACGUGGUGGUAGCGCUUAUCAACAUGGGCAUGUCCGUACGAGGUUUGGACAAGUUUGCCAAACGCGAAGGUCGUCACAUUCUUCCGCAACCUCAACAAGCACAGGCACAAAAGCAGCAGUCCAUACUUCAGGCUGGUCAAAAGAAAUCCCAUCCUUCGCACAUUCCGAACUACCUUCCUCCGUUUCCCGAUCCACAUGCAUACAUUCGAACACCGACUCACAAACAACCGGUUACCGAGUAUGAGGCGAUAAGGGAAAAGGCAGCAACCCAGAAACGAGAUGUCGAAAAAGCUCUUACGAAAUUCCUUGCCAAGACGAGUGAAAUCGAUUCUCUUUUCGACAAUGAGGAUAAUCCAAUGUUCCCACUUAUUGCAUGCAAACCCUCGUUUCCUCCUUACCUGCAUGCCCUGAACCCUAAUGACCAAGUAUUUGAUUUCGAAGAGCUCGAAUACUACUAUCAAGUAGCGAACCGCAAGGAAGACUUAACCGAGACGAAAGAAGAAGCAGACGACGAUGACGAUGACGACGAUGAGGUUGAUGGCGGCACAAAAAAAGAGGAAAAAGAUUCCAUAGAAAUGAAACACGAGGUGGAAGACGCUACCUCACCGACCACGGGGAAAACUAACGCGGAAAGUGGUGCCAGUAGCAGCACUACUAAUGCGACGAGCAUGACCACUGGACAGAUAAAUCUAACCAACAAUAGUCCCUCCAUAGACAAUCCGUAUCUAAGAGCAGCAACUAUUCCCCGCAAGGUUAAAAAUGAUUCAAUGUUUUGAACAAAAAUCUUUUUUUAAAUAAAAAAAAUCCGUGAGUUUUAUACUUUCUUUCGAAAACAAA